Molecule: messenger RNA, 603 nt
Organism: Morus notabilis
Lineage: Eukaryota; Viridiplantae; Streptophyta; Magnoliopsida; Rosales; Moraceae
Product: transcription repressor OFP6
Exons: 1
Coding region: 1-603 (200 amino acids)
Biological process (GO): negative regulation of DNA-templated transcription
Source: RefSeq, a predicted model, not a curated record
AUGUCGUCCAACAGAUCAAAAAAGCUUCUAAAAACCAUUUUCAAGGCCAAUGGGGGUAAUUGUGGCUGCGGAAAACCAAAACUCUCCGACGUAUUUGAGCCAACCCCGAAACCCAAAACCUCAAUUCACCAAAACCCUACAGAUCUCCCGGCGGACUCCUCCUCAUCGAGCUCCUGCCUAGGAAGAAACGACGGCAUUUCAACGACCGACGACACCGCCACCGAAUUAUCAAUAUCCUCAUCGAUGACGCCUCAUUCUCUUCCUUCUUCGGACGUCGCACUCGAGAAGAAGAUUCCGAACAAGAAAAGCAUUAACGACAGUUGCAUCGCCGUCGUAAAGGACUCCGACGACCCUUUCGAGGAUUUCAAGCAGUCGAUGAAGCAGAUGAUUUUUGAGAAAGAGAUUUACGCUAAGAAAGAUCUUCAGGAGCUUUUGAGGUGCUUUCUCGAACUGAAUUCUCCUUCUCACAGGGAGAUUAUCGUCCGCGCCUUCACGGAGAUCUGGAACGACGUCGUUUCGAAGAGGCUGUCGAAGAAAAGUACCGGUGAUCAUGAUCAUGAGAGUUUAGAUUGUCGUUGUAGUACACGUGCGAAGGCCAUGUGA